Molecule: messenger RNA, 4629 nt
Organism: Colletotrichum karsti
Lineage: Eukaryota; Fungi; Ascomycota; Sordariomycetes; Glomerellales; Glomerellaceae
Exons: 2
Coding region: 1-4629 (1542 amino acids)
Biological process (GO): glutamate metabolic process
Molecular function (GO): D-glutamate cyclase activity
Source: RefSeq, a predicted model, not a curated record
AUGCCGCGAAGAUCAGCAGACUACGAACUUCAGUCGUUCACUGAAGAUGGCGAAGGCGAACCCCCGCGAUCCAAAGUUCCUCCUUCCCCUCAGGCGCCAAGAAGACCGUCGCGUCGCAGUUUCUGGUUGACGAAGACCGCCUUGGUCUUGUUCGCCCUCGUCUUCAUCGCCUGUGCCUCGAUCUUGGCGUGGCUAUCACACUACAUCUCCCGAAAGAAUGGGCUCCCACUCACGAUCACAUCAAGUCAUUAUGUGUGGACGUACGGGCCUACAGCCAUACUUGUCAUCAUACUCGCAGGUUGGAGACAAGUCGAUUAUCAAUACAAGUCUAAACAGCCAUGGUGGGAGCUCAUCAACGGCCCUUCGCCGGCUUCUCGGUCGGUUCUCCUCGACUACUUGUCGCCAUUCCAGCCUUUGAGCUGUAUCGAGGCAUUCAGAAACGGCCACUACGUCGUGGCUUUAUCAAUCUUGACGUACUUCAUUCUCAAGAUCGUCAUCUUGAUCUCCACUACCUUAUUCGUCGUCCAGCUCACGCUCCACGAGGAGCCAGUGACGAUUCGCUACCACAACCGAUUCGACACGGAUAACAUGUGGAAGUCGUUGGGAUACGGCCACUCGUGGGUAUCGAAUGGCUUUUCCUCACGGUCCCCCCAGGCAGACGUGUCAAUCUGGUCAUACGUGGCAGAAGUCGACAACGUUACGACAGCCGACGCAAGCAGAUUGGGCUUCACCAACCUAGCAUAUCAAUCGUUCAGCCUACCCGCCCUUUCACUUAAUAUAUCGUCAGCAUCAGCCCCGGUCGACGUCUUUGUUCCGAACGUCACCUGCGAGCAGGCAUCGCUGUCGUAUUCGAUUACUAAUAAUACGGUGUACUACCAGCUUAACUCUUCAACUUGUGCGGCUGCCAAUCUGUCUAUGGUACCCGCUUCUUGCGGCAGUAAAGAUGGACGACCACCAUGCUUGAGUGCCUUGCAGUUUUACGAUGUGAAUCUCAUUAAUUGCUCUACCGGCAAUGAUGAAGGGAUGAUCGCGUCAGAAGUGACGGGGACCCGCUCUCGAUUCGCUGUUGUCUUCGCAAACCUAUCUUUGGAACACAACGAGACCAGGUAUUACAAAAUUGAUACCGAGAAGGCAGCUGCGGCCUUUUGCAAGAUCGAUUAUGGCAUGGUCUCGGUGACUGCAUCGCAAAGUUACGCCAAUCGUCAGAUCACGCUCGAAGACGAUUUGGUACUGGCAGAGACGCCGAGGCACCUGCCGAAUAUGACGGAUCAAGAUCUCGCAUACAUAUUAUCCGCUAAUCUGGAGGCUGGCACCAAGACUCUUGUGGUUACACGGGACAUUGUUCAAGAGUCUGGCAGGGUAGAUCCGACAUACUCCUUCUUUCAGCUUUUGGCCACCCGCCUAGAUUGGACCAAAGACAGAGGAUCUCUCCUGCAGCCCUCAGUUCUACUCAACAUGUCUACAGAAGUUUUCAUGGGGAUAUCCAAUGGGUUUGCAAGGACAGCGCUACUCGUUGAAGACGCACAGAACGAGCCUUCAGAGGCCGUUGCCCAGGUCAGCGAGAAUAAGCUUCACAUGCGACAUUAUUCACUAUGGCCCAUGGUGGCGGGAUUCAUACUCCUAUCCGCGCUUUGCCUGAUUCUUGUGUUCAUCGUUCCCGGAGACAACGCCAAUCUCAACAUCUCAGGGUCCAUUGCUUCGCACGCCACCGUUCUUGCCAGCAGUCCUUCCAUGCUUGGCGUUCUGAAGAACACGGGCCAGUACAGAAGUAGCCAACUGAAGAAGAAACUGGAAGGCAUGAGAUUCAAGGCCGCAGUUUCCGGUGAAAGAUUCUCCGUUCAAGCUUUGGGAGAUGGCUGCCAUGUCCCACCUUCGACGGCAAAGAAAAGGCCAUGGCUUCCUUUAUCAGGAAGACUCUACAUGGUGGUGUUUCUCUUUACGCUGCCAGUGCUGUCCAUCUGUACACUCGAGCUUUUGCAGCGCCUCUCGGACAGACACCAUGGAUUCUUCAAUAUCGCCAAUGCUGACUCCGCGGAAUGGUCCUACAUUGUUCGGCUGGCAUCGACGCUAGUAGCCUUUGCUACGGCAACCAUGUUCAACAAUCUGGACUCCACUGUUGCCAUUUUCACGCCAUACAGUAGCCUCCGCUCAGGAAGCGUAUCAGCAGACAGAAGCAUCAUGUACCACUUGCUUGAGGUUUUCCCCCUCAUCGUGCCCUUCGACACGAUGCGUUCACGGCAGAUCGGUCCAGCAGCGAGCAGUCUGGCAGCCCUGAUCGGUAGUUUCUUGACCAUUGUUGUUUCUGGUCUCUGGAUCGCUGGAGACCCUGUCCAAAAGCAGUGGAACUCAACGGCCACGACUCACAGGUGGGAGAACGGCUGGCUCUACAAUGAUCUCGAUGAUCGAGGGGCGGCGAUUGCCCUCAACAUCAUCCGCCACCGCGGAGCUAAUACACCCUCGUACAUCCACGAUUACGCCGUCCUUCCCAUGAUGUCUCUGGAUGGCUCUUCGGCCUCAGUCAGUAAGAUCAACAGCACAUUCGAGCUCACAGUCCUACGACCCGUUAUUAAAUGCGAUGUCCUUCCCAAAGAAAACAUCAUUGCCAGCAACAUUCUGACUAAUCUGUCGACUGGACAAGUGGGAGGACAGACGGUUCAAUUCCGAGAUGCCCUCAUCACCCUGAAAAUGGAAGUUCCGCCUGGUUGUUCCUCUAAUACAACGGAUAAUGGAUUGAUCAGCACAGACCUACAGAUCCAACGAGGUAGGGGGGAUGUGAUCAUGGAGCCUGAUCAUAAAUGGAUUGGGCACUACUGGGACCUCAAAGCCAACUCCGGAACCUUCGAUAGACCUUGCCCAACAGCCGGCAUCUUGUUUGGAUCAGUGGAUAGAAGAAUAGGGGGAGAAGCAUAUGGAAUCUUGGAUACGACGAACCUCACCGCACUCUUUUGUACCCAAGGCAUAGAAGAGAUUCCCACGACAAUCACAUACAAGGGAGAUCCAAAGAAUAACCACCUCGACGACGUCAACUUCCAAAUUGAAAAGGGCAGGGCAUGGCGCAACGAAACGAGCAACGGUACGAGUUUGAACUUCAAGCUGGAAGGACUACUCAGCUCCGGCCUGACCUCAAUGCCAGUCGCGUCUGAUAACCCGUAUAAUAGUGGAUACUACGACAUUUUCUUCAACCAUCUCGUCUUCGGCCCGGAAAACCUUCUCGUCGCAGACCUCGUCGGCCCAGAAAACAUCAAAACCCUCACAGAGGCAGUCAGUCGCAACUACAGGGAAUACAUGUCCCACGUUAUCGACCACAACUUCCGGUCCGAGGCCUCUGGGGUGCCGGUCGAAGGGAUGUCGUGGCAGAUGACGACCCGAAUUUCCAUCCAUCGGACCUCCAAGAUAAUUUUGCAGGCUCUGCUGGCGGCCAUGACGGUGCUGGGACUAGUCGGAUACAAGCUCGUCAGGCUGCGCGGGACUCUGCCCAGGAACCCCUGCAGCGUGGCCAGCACCAUGGGGUUCCUGGCCGACUCGCAGCUGUGCGCCCCCGGCUCUGGAAUACUUCCCGAGAAUGCGGGAAAUUCGAGCGAGAAAGAGCUCGAGCGUAACCUACGAGGGUAUGUGUUUAGUCUGGGUUGGUGGGAUGAGGUUGACGACAAAACCAAGAGCACGGCCGAAGUAAUCAAGAUUGCCGCCGACCACGAAGAAGCCGCUGGCACCCUAUCCCGCGAUCCUUUGCCAUUCAAUAUGACCACGAUCCACAAGACCGGGGAGGAAUCUCGCCUUGCCUGCAGGUCGGCCGCUUUCACUAUCCCCACAGCCGGCCAAGCUCCGACAUACCUCCAAGCAAACCUCAUCGUCCUCCCAAAACGCUACGCCGACGACUUCCGUCUUCUCUGCCACCGGAACCCGGUACCCUGCCCCCUCCUCGCGGAGUCUUCAAGCCCAGGAGACUUCAAGCAGCUCAAGUCUUACGUCCAAAGUCUCGACGGAAAGAGCGUCCUACCAGUGGCCAAGAACAUCGACCUGAGACACGACUUCCCCCGGUACCGGGUCUAUGAGGACAGCAAGCACGUCCCGGUCAAUGGUGUAUCCGAACCUCUUGACGUGGCUGAUCAAUGGAUCGACGGCGAUCAUGUCGGAUUUCUGGUAGGAUGUUCGUUCAGCUUCGAGAGAGCACUCCAUGAAGCCGGCCUUACGCCGCAGCACAUGACGCAUAACCGCAACGUCCCGAUGUUCCGGACCAACUUUCCGCUUUGCGCCGCUGGAGUCUUCACCGGAGCGACGUAUAUUGUCUCAAUGAGGCCUUACAAGCUCUCGGACGUCGAGAGGGUUCGGGACAUUACUAGGCCAUUUGUGGCGACCCACGGAGAGCCGAUCGCUUGGGGGUGGGACGGCGCAGAGAGGCUUGGUAUCAAAGAUGUCGCGAAGCCAGACUGGGGCGAACCGGCCUUGAAAGCUGACGGGAAGACGGUGGUUAGACACAAUGAUGACGAGUAUGUCCCUGUUUUCUGGGGCUGCGGUGUCACGCCACAGGAGGCCGUGAUGAAAGCCAACUUGAAGGGUACGGUCAUGGGUCACGCUCCUGGACACAUGAUUGUGCUGGAUAUCAGAGAGGAGGAAAUAUUCCCAGUUUAA